Messenger RNA from Anolis carolinensis (green anole), 1401 nucleotides. RefSeq names its product pinopsin. NCBI's taxonomy places the organism in Eukaryota, Metazoa, Chordata, Lepidosauria, Squamata, Anolidae. The transcript has 6 exons. The record is from RefSeq and is a predicted model, not a curated record. Bases 1 to 1401 code for a protein of 466 amino acids. Gene Ontology annotation, biological process: visual perception; phototransduction; G protein-coupled receptor signaling pathway. Gene Ontology annotation, molecular function: G protein-coupled photoreceptor activity. Gene Ontology annotation, cellular component: plasma membrane; photoreceptor outer segment.
AUGCGUUUGGAGCUGGCCAUCCAGGACCUCAAGCUCUCCAACCAGAGCCAGGACCCCGGGGCCAAAGAGGGCCACUUGGAGGUCCUGCUGGACUGCUCGUUCUUGGCGUGCGUGGCCGGCAGUCUGGGCCGGAUCUGGCACUUGGCGGUGGCGGUGUCCCUGGGCGGCAUCCUGCUCCUGGGCGGCCUCAACAACCUCCUGGUCCUGCUGCUCUUCGCCAAGUUCCCGGUUAUCCGGACCCCGCUCAACCUCCUCCUGCUCAACCUCAGCCUCAGCGACCUCCUCGCCUGCCUCCUCGGGACCUCCUUCGGCUUCGCCUCCAGCCUCAGGGGCCGCUGGCUCUUCGGAGAAGCAGGCUGCCGCUGGUAUGGCGUCGCCAACGUCCUCUUCGGCAUCGUUUCCCUGGUGUCCCUUUCCAUCCUCUCCUACGAGCGUUACAUGACGGUCCUGAGGAAGCCCUCCAAGAGCAUGACCUCCAGCUACUCCAGGUCCUUCCUCUGCAUCGGGGGCACCUGGCUCUACUCCUUGUCCUGGACUCUGCCUCCGCUUUUCAUCUGGAGCAGCUUUGGCCCCCAAAAACCCGGAGAGAGCUGCUCCGUCACUUGGUUCCCCAAGACGGCCAGCAACUUCUCCUACAUCAUCUGCCUCUUCAUCUUCUGUCUCAUCUUCCCGCUGGUGGCCCUGACCUAUUGCUAUGGCCGGAUCCUGCAAAUCAUUCGAAAGCAGGCCUCUCGGUUUCCGGUGAAGGCUGUCCAAAGACGGGAGCAACGUAUUUUGUUUAUGGUGGUCACCAUGGUCACCUGCUACUUCCUCUGCUGGGUGCCUUACGGAAUCGUGGUGUUAAUCACAGUCUUCGGAAAGCCUGGGACAGUCACCCCACUCAUCAGCAUCGUCCCAUCCAUUCUGGCCAAGGCCAGCACCAUUGUGAAUCCCAUCCUCUACGUCCUUCUGAACAAGCAGUUUUACCGAUGUUUCACUGUUCUCAUGAACUGCGACCCGCUUCCGAAGCACCUGGAGAUGACUUUGCAUUCAAAAUGGAGCCAAACUCCCAACGCAGAGAGCCAGGAGGGCCCCGUUCACUUGCUAGGCAUCCAGAGAAGACUAGGCAGCACCAAGCCGUCUUCCAGUUUAACCAUCAUGGAAUAUUUCCCCAAAUUGCCAGAGACUGUUGUGACUCAGCUGCAGCUCCAGAGUGAAGACGAGGAAGGGGAUUUUGAAUUACAGAUGCAGAUGUCAGAUGAUGGGGUUCAUGAUAAGUUUCAGGAUGAUGCUGUGGGGAAUUAUGGAAUUCAGACACAGGCUGGUUCAGAAGUGCAGCCUGUUGAUGAGUUCCAGUUGCAGCCUACGGAGAUCAUGGGAAGAGAGAGUAAGAAUGGUAGUAGAAAAGAAGGGAUGGGCUAA